Lathyrus oleraceus (garden pea) is the source of this 3247-nucleotide messenger RNA. Its product is annotated as protein argonaute 10. Gene Ontology annotation, molecular function: RNA binding; protein binding. The coding region runs from base 246 to 3116 and encodes 956 amino acids. The transcript has 21 exons. The record is from RefSeq and is a predicted model, not a curated record. NCBI's taxonomy places the organism in Eukaryota, Viridiplantae, Streptophyta, Magnoliopsida, Fabales, Fabaceae.
GAGAGAAAGACAAGUUUAAAAGCAAAAGUAAAAAACACAGAAAAAAGCUAUUACACGUGAUAAAGAAACUACCAAAAGUGCUUUGCAUGCGUCUAUAACUUCAUCAUAUCACCCAUCAUCUUCUCACUCACCCUCUCUUUCCCUUCCAUUUUCUCUAUAUACAUACACCCUUCUACUAUUACACAUACUAGUACUUUACAACAAAACAACUAGAUAUAAUAAUAAUCAAAAGUUUUGAAGUCAAGAUGCCUGUGAGGCAGAUGAAAGAAAGCUCAGAGCAACACAUUGUGAUCAAAACCAAUUUACACAAUUCUAAGAAUGCUUCAGCACCAUCUUCAGAACAAAACCAUACACACACUUCACUUCAACCAAGGAACAAAGGAAGAAGAAGAGGAAGAGGUGGUAGAAAAUCUGAUCAAGAAGAAAUUUUGAUGAGAUCAUGUACUGUAACAACAACAAGUAGUUCUUCCAAUGGAAAUGUUGGUUUUCCUAGUUCAAGCAGGUCUUUGAACUUUGCUACCAGACCUGGAUUUGGAACAGUUGGGACAAAAUGCAUUGUGAAGGCUAAUCACUUCUUUGCACAGUUACCAGACAAGGACUUAAACCAAUAUGAUGUUACUAUUACUCCUGAGGUGUCAUCAAGAACAGUAAACAGAUCCAUUAUAGCUGAGCUUGUGAGAUUGUAUAAAGACUCUGACUUAGGGAUGAGGCUUCCUGCUUAUGAUGGCAGAAAAAGUCUGUACACUGCAGGCCAACUUCCCUUUUCAUCGAAAGAUUUUAUGAUUAAGCUUAUAGAUCAAGAGGAUGGACUUAAUUGCCCCAAAAGGGUAAAAGAGUACAGGGUGGUCAUUAAGUUUGUUGCUAAAGCAAAUUUGCAUCAUUUGGGGAAGUUUCUAGCCGGUAAGCGUGCCGAUGCGCCACAGGAGGCACUUCAAAUUCUUGAUAUUGUACUAAGGGAGCUAUCAACUAAGAGGUAUUGUCCCAUUGGAAGGUCAUUCUUUUCGCCCGAUAUAAGAAAACCACAACGGCUCGGAGAGGGGUUGGAGUCAUGGUGUGGAUUUUACCAGAGUAUAAGGCCUACUCAGAUGGGCCUUUCCCUCAAUAUAGAUAUGGCGUCUGCUGCAUUCAUCGAGCCUCUUCCAGUUGUAGAAUUUGUUGGGCAGCUAUUAGGGAAGGAUGUGCUGUCAAGGCCAUUGUCGGAUGCCGAUCGCAUCAAGGUUAAGAAAGGUCUUAGAGGAGUUAAAGUUGAAGUAACACAUAGAGGAAGUGUAAGAAGAAAAUACCGUGUUUCGGGGUUAACUUCUCAACCAACAAGAGAACUUGUGUUUCCUGUUGAUGAGAAUUCAACUAUGAAGUCGGUAGUUGAAUACUUUCAAGAGAUGUAUGGUUUUACUAUUCAAUAUACUCAUCUUCCUUGCCUUCAAGUAGGCAACCAAAAGAAGGCUAACUACUUACCUAUGGAGGCAUGCAAAAUUGUCGAAGGUCAACGUUAUACAAAAAGAUUAAACGAGAAACAAAUUACUUCUCUUUUGAAAGUUACUUGCCAGAGACCUCGCGAUCGGGAAAACGACAUUUUACAGACCGUUCAACAUAAUGCUUAUGACCAAGAUCCUUAUGCAAAGGAAUUUGGAAUUAACAUCAGUGAGAAACCAGCGUCUGUUGAAGCACGAAUUCUUCCUGCCCCUUGGCUUAAAUAUCACGAAAGUGGGAAAGAAAAGAACUGUUUACCCCAUGUUGGCCAGUGGAAUAUGAUGAAUAAGAAAAUGAUUAACGGAAUGACUGUUAACCGGUGGGCUUGCAUAAAUUUCUCAAGGGGCUUGCAAGAUAGUGUUGCUCGCACUUUUUGUAAUGAUCUCGCUCAUAUGUGUCAAAUAUCUGGCAUGGAAUUUAAUCUAGAGCCUGUUAUCCCCAUCUACAAUGCCAAGCCUGAGCAAGUGGAGAAAGCUUUGAAGCAUGUUUACCAAGUGUCGACAAACAAAACUAAAGGAAAAGAAUUGGAGCUUUUGUUAGCAAUAUUGCCAGACAAUAAUGGUUCUCUUUAUGGUGAUCUCAAACGUAUUUGCGAAACAGACCUUGGUAUAAUUUCACAGUGCUGUCUAACAAAGCAUGUCUUCAAAAUCAGCAAACAGUAUCUGGCUAACGUGUCUCUUAAGAUAAAUGUGAAGAUGGGAGGUAGAAACACUGUUCUUCUAGAUGCUGUUAGCUACAGAAUACCAUUAGUUAGCGACAUACCGACCAUAAUUUUUGGAGCAGAUGUUACGCAUCCUGAAAACGGAGAAGACACUAGCCCCUCAAUAGCAGCUGUUGUAGCAUCCCAAGAUUGGCCUGAAGUAACAAAAUAUGCUGGCUUAGUGUGUGCUCAAGCUCACAGACAGGAACUUAUACAAGAUUUAUACAAAACAUGGCAUGACCCUGUUCGUGGCACUGUUAGUGGCGGCAUGAUAAGAGAUUUACUGAUUUCCUACAGAAAAGCAACGGGACAAAAGCCUCUACGAAUCAUAUUUUACAGGGAUGGUGUAAGUGAAGGACAGUUUUACCAAGUUUUACUCUAUGAGUUGGAUGCAAUCCGGAAGGCAUGUGCUUCCUUAGAACCAAACUAUCAGCCUCCAGUAACUUUCAUCAUUGUACAAAAACGACACCAUACUCGGUUAUUUCCAAACAACCAUAGGGACAGGAGUAGCACAGAUAAGAGUGGAAAUAUAUUGCCCGGGACUGUUGUCGACACCAAAAUUUGUCAUCCGACAGAGUUUGAUUUUUAUCUCUGCAGUCACGCCGGCAUCCAGGGUACAAGUCGGCCAGCUCAUUACCAUGUCCUAUGGGACGAAAACAAUUUCACAGCAGAUGGAAUUCAAUCUUUGACAAACAAUCUUUGUUAUACGUAUGCUAGGUGCACACGAUCCGUAUCCAUUGUUCCUCCAGCAUAUUAUGCUCAUUUAGCAGCUUUUCGAGCAAGAUUCUAUAUGGAACCAGAGAUGCAAGAGAAUGGCUCUACAGCGGAUGGUGGCAAUUCUAGCCAUAGUUCCAAAGGAACAACAACAAGAGCAGCUGGAGAAUGUGGUGUGAAGCCAUUACCAGCUUUGAAAGAUAAUGUUAAGAGAGUGAUGUUUUACUGUUAGACUCCUUUAGUUUACAUUGUACAAAAAAGUAUUCUAUGUUAAUCUUCAUUGUAGAAAUUUCUUCUGAAAAGCCUUUACAACCAUGAUUAAUCUGCAGCAUAGCUGAAAGAAAAUGAAUCAAGUAAUUGUAA